AUCUUCUUCGUCAGAACAGAAAACAAAGGAGACGGUGAAAAUGAACGGAAAAUGGGUGACGGCGACGCUCACUAGCCACAAAUUUUGAUUGCACGAAUAUGGCAAGUUUCGCGGGAAACAUUGGUCUCAAAAUCGCGUGCCAGCUUCCCUCUCGCGUUUUUUCAAUUCCCCGGACCAUUUGGAAGUCUCAGAUUGUGUGCUUAAAGAGCAGAGGCUUUAGUUAUUCUGUUCCUGUUAGGAAUAUUCGAAUCACAUCCUCCAGACUGAAAAUAUUUGAAACUGCUCUGCCACUGAAAAGACGGGAAAUUUGUGGCUGUUCUGAUGCUAGUGUGCUGAAGAUAAAUGGUGAAAAAGACGAGCAUGCAACAAUUGCACACUGUGAAAUUUCUCAAAAUCCAGAUGAAAUUCACCCUGAUAUACUCUUUGAUGACAGGGAAGAAGAAUCAAACAGUGUGCUUAUUGAAGAGGUUGAAGAGUUAACAAUGCAUCAGGGAGGAGACUCUUGUCAACAGGAUUUGAUGCAAAUUGACAAAUUUACAAGUGAUGUUGAGGAAUCGGCUAUUAAAUUACUUGCAGCUAGGGCACUCACAGCACUUGAGUUGAGAAAGAAAUUGCUUGGAAAGAGAUUCUCUGCUCAUGCAGUGGAGGCAGUGGUAAACAGGUUCCAGAGAAGAGGGUUGAUCAACGAUAGGUUGUAUGCUGAAACAUUUUCUCAAUCUAGAUGGUCUUCGUCAAGUUGGGGGCCAAGACGGAUCAAACAAGCACUGUUCAAGAAGGGAGUUAGUCAAGCUGAUGCUGAGAAGGCAGUUGAAUUGGUCUUUAUGGACAAUGAUUGUGAAGAAGAUCACAUGUCAGUUAUUGGCUUGUCAAAGCAUUCCAUGGAUCAUCUUUAUGCUCAGGCCUCAAAGCAGUGGUUCAGAGGUCAGAAUGUACCAAAGGAGACAAGGAAAUCAAGAAUUGUUCGAUGGCUUCAAUACCGUGGUUUUGACUGGAAUGUCAUUAACUUCAUAUUGAAAAAUUAGAUAGGCAGGACCAGAAUUCUCCAUAGUGUACAGUUGGUACAUCCAAAAUUCAUACCUAUCUGAAUAUUCAUUGGUGGGUCCAUUUAUGUUUCUUGAAAUGUAUAUUAUGUAAUAUAUUGGUAGGGUUGAAGCCUCUGUUGGCUUAUAGUGCUGUGGCAAGAAAACUAGUAUUUCAUUGCUUCAAUGCUGCCAAGGCCAUUUGACAUCUAAAGACACAAGACUACACUUGUCUGUGUACAUUGAAGCUACUUUUCCCCUCUCAUAUUGAGGCUGAGAUAAAGUAGCAAGCACCACUAAGGAGGUGCUAUUGUGAAUCCACUUUGCCCAUUCUUAGAGAUGUGGUGCUCAUAUGAUCUAAAAUCAAUUAAUGCUUGCUAAUUUUAAAUGUUUGCUUACGC
Abrus precatorius (Indian licorice) is the source of this 1420-nucleotide messenger RNA. RefSeq lists its product as uncharacterized. The transcript has 6 exons. Lineage: Eukaryota; Viridiplantae; Streptophyta; Magnoliopsida; Fabales; Fabaceae. Bases 99 to 1022 code for a protein of 307 amino acids. The record is from RefSeq and is a predicted model, not a curated record. Gene Ontology annotation, biological process: regulation of DNA repair.